Fusarium tjaetaba is the source of this 1986-nucleotide messenger RNA. RefSeq lists its product as uncharacterized. The transcript has 9 exons. Lineage: Eukaryota; Fungi; Ascomycota; Sordariomycetes; Hypocreales; Nectriaceae. Bases 1 to 1986 code for a protein of 661 amino acids. Gene Ontology annotation, molecular function: zinc ion binding; DNA binding. Gene Ontology annotation, biological process: DNA-templated transcription. The record is from RefSeq and is a predicted model, not a curated record.
AUGGCAGCCCAGGCACCAGCAGGUAGACUUUUGCGAGGACACAAUCCGGCAACACGCAAGAAGCCGUCCGGAGCCGUGGGGAAAAUCUCCAUUUCCUAUUUUGUUGCCAUUUGCUUUAUCGGCAUCCAUGCCGCUUUUUUCGCGGUAUUGAAUAAUCGUCCAGUUAAUACAACGAUCGGCCAGGGCCUCUCAACGGCUCUGGCCAAUAUACUAGCAAUUUUUGUUGAAGUCUCCCUGCUUGGAGGUCUCGGAUUGGCAUACAACCAGAUCUUGGCGAGGUUUCUUGGACAGAAGUCCUUCUACAGUCAGGACACUAAGCUCCAUACCCUUGCUUCCAGCCCAUGGAAUCUGUUUCGGCCCAGGGUACUAGCUCAUAUCCUACAUAUCAAGAGGCUGUGGCUUGUAGGAUUCCUUUGUGCUGGGAUUCCUUUUGCAGCUGUAUUUCCUCCUGGCGCCCUGACUGUCAAAUUCGAGAAUUCUGUGCCUUUGACUAUGAAUGCUGUACCAACAAUCAAUAUCAGCGAUUACGGAAAUGGCACUUACCAAGACUUCGUGGAGAAGUCGUUCUUUGAAAUGAAUGCCGACCUCAGUUAUAUGAACCAAUUGAGACCGAGUCUGAAUGCAUUGGCAGCUCAGGUGCUAUCGUCUGGCAGACCAGUCAAGAUUGACUCGCCUUGUGGUGCUUCGUGUGUUUACGACAUCUCUAUUGAGGGGCCUCUGUUCAACUGCCAGGAACUUAGUCGUCACGAUGUUCUGUCGGAUGGCUGUUCUGUCAUAUACAGAGCGGCAGAUGAAAAAGACAGCAGUCCUGAUGAACCAUACAGCCGUACUAAUAACUCUUUUAAGAUAAGCUGGUACACUGACCCGAGACCAGUGAAUUGCACAUCACUGAACUCCUCUCAGUCCAUCGAUGUGCAGAUUGAAAAUAAAAGGGAGGUCUGGUCGGAAAAGGCUUGGAUCCAAACACAAUUCUUCUAUUACUUCUUCUAUGGCGGUGGCAUUACGCCUCGUCUAGCCAACGACACCUUGAAAGCAAAUUUUACCAAUGCCCAGUCAUACGCCAUCAGCCGCGCUGCUGUGCAUGCUUUACAAGGCGAGGUAGAGAUGCACAGAGAUGGCCCCGGACUGGGGAGAAAAAGCGACGUUCUCGGUACACGUCCGUUGCUUGUGAGAGAUGCCAGCAGCGCAAGACCAGAUGCAGCGGCGAGCAACCAUGCAAUGGAUGUAGUAAAGCUUGCACGAGAUGCCUCUAUCCACGGGCAACGCGUUAUCGAUCUUCGCGUUGUGCAUCAGCGACAGCUGUUUCAAGCCGACCAUCAAAGCGAUAACUCGAGCGCAAAUCCUGGCUUAGUGGGCUUCGUCUCCAGAGAGUUGGACAGGCUGUUUGUGCAUGGAGGUGUUUCUCCGGAAGGAGCACUCGAAACUCUCGAUCACACCUUUUGGUGUCAAGUUCUAGAGGUCUAUGAAGAGGAAGUUGACAUGAUGUAUCCAUUUCUCGAAAUCAGCCAGUUGAGACAUGAGAUACUCGACAGAAAAACGUGGUCCGGUUUCGAUUACCCCCGCUCUAGCGGUUUCUAUGGCGACGUUGUUGGAGAUAUCGCCUUUCUUGUACUGGCGAUUGUCUCAAGUUUCGAAGCUUCCAAGGCUGUAGAAAUCGUGAGUCCUGUUGUCGAAAAGUCUUUCGUUUCAACCAUCCCCAAGAUACACCUACAAUCCCCUAACUUGGGUGACUUGACAUUGUUGGCUCUGAUUUGUAUUUUCUUCUUUCUUAAUGAUAGAGAAAAAGAAGCUUGGAGAUUGAUUGGCACCAUCAUGAGAUUGGUACAUGAGCAAAGCUCCCAAGAGGAAGAGGCCGCUCUUGAGAAAAUUUCGGACACAUUCUUCUGGUCUCUAUAUACCUUGGACCGAAGAUGGAGCUUUGGUACUGGUCUACCGUUUGCAGUUCAGGACGCAGAGAUCAACCGGCCGUCGUUGCCAACGGUAUGA